Messenger RNA from Thalassophryne amazonica, 2810 nucleotides. It is a transcript of the gene myorg, whose product is annotated as myogenesis regulating glycosidase (putative). Lineage: Eukaryota; Metazoa; Chordata; Actinopteri; Batrachoidiformes; Batrachoididae. The coding region runs from base 190 to 2244 and encodes 684 amino acids. The transcript is spliced from 3 exons. Gene Ontology annotation, biological process: carbohydrate metabolic process; skeletal muscle fiber development. Gene Ontology annotation, molecular function: hydrolase activity, hydrolyzing O-glycosyl compounds. The record is from RefSeq and is a predicted model, not a curated record.
GGGCGCUUUCAAGGAUCAUUUUGCAACAUGUACUUUUUCUGUGACAAACAGCUACUUGAGAGGGAUCGCUGCAGAUCGGCAAACAGACAAAACAACUGGGUCUUUGUGCAAAACCAUUGGCUUCUGGAAGACAUUUCUAUCAUCUAUAGAAGACUGUCUUAAGGAUUUGCCCACAGAAAAGCAAAAAUCAUGUACCAGGUGGUACCAGGUGGAGCAGGGGGCACAAUUACAGAGGUUCUCCCCAAGCAGAAACUUAGCAAAGACACUCGUCCAUUAGUUGGAGCUGGAGUCAUUGGCCUGGUGCUGGUGAUUGCCGCGGUCACUGCAUGGUGCUAUUACAUCGCCUCCCUACGAAAAGCUGAGCUCCUGAAGACACAACUUUUGGAUCUAAAUAAAGAUGGCUACAUUAUCCGCAACCAAGGAGGGUCAAUUGUUUUUCGCAUGGAUUUCAGGUCAGGGACCCUGGAUUUGGAUUCAUGCACCAAAGAGGGGGAGAUUCUGAGCUGUGAACGUACCACGGAUAGAAAACUUAACUUUUUCAUUGAAACAGUGCGACCCAAGGACACGGUGCAGUGCUAUCGUGUGCGCUGGGAGGAACUUGUUCCUGACAUUGCAGUUGAGCAUGCCAUGACAUACAAAUUUGCACAUUGGUAUGGUGGUGCUAUAUCAGCAAUUCAGCACUGGCCUAUAUCCAUCUCUGGCCAACAGGCUCCUAAACCAUUUGUCACUAGUAACAUCUACUCAAACCGCAAUGAAUUUGGUGGAAUUUUGGAGAGUUAUUGGCUUUCAUCCAAUGCUACAGCCAUCAAAAUUAACAAUUCUGUGCCUUUUCACCUCGGAUGGAAUGACACAGAAAAGACUAUGUAUUUCCAGGCACGAUACAAUGACAGUCCCUUCAAGCCAAAUCCAUGGGAGACUCCAUGUGCAGAGCUUAGCUACAGAGUGUGCGUCGGACUAGACGUAACUUCCAUCCAUAAGUACAUGGUCCGGAGAUACUUCAACAAACCAAACAAAGUCCCUGCCAAGGCCAUGUUUCAGCAUCCUAUUUGGUCCACUUGGGCACUACAUAAAACUGAUAUUGACCAAGAGAAAUUCUUAACAUAUGCUGCCAACAUUCGUAAGUAUGGCUUCAAUUGUAGUCAUCUAGAACUAGACGACCGCUACACUAGGCACUAUGGCGACUUUGAUUUUGAUCCAGCAAAGUUUCCCAAUGCUUCCGCCAUGUUUCAAAAGCUGAAAACAGAUGGCUUUCUGACGUCACUCUGGAUUCACCCUUUUGUUAAUUAUGACUCAAAGAACUUCCAUACCUGUGUAGAAAUGGGGCUAUUUGUCUGUGAGCCUACAGGCCAGCUGCCAGCUUUGGUGCGCUGGUGGAAUGGUAUUGGAGGCAUUUUGGACUUCACAAAUGCAGAGGCUCGUGAUUGGUUUUCCUACCAACUACGUUCACUGCGUGCUAGGUAUGGUAUCUCUUCUUUUAAAUUUGAUGCAGGUGAGACAAAUUACUUACCUUGGAAAUUCAGCACCAGCGUUCCUAUUCGUGACCCGAGCACUUUUACAAGACGUUACACAGAGAUGGCUAUUCCUUACAAUGAUAGAGCAGAAUUGCGUAGUGGCUACCAAUCUCAGAACAUAUCCUGCUUCUUUAGACCUAUUGACCGGGACUCUGUGUGGGGCUAUGAGCUGGGUCUCAAAUCACUUAUUCCCACAGUGCUCACCAUCAGCAUUCUUGGCUACCAGUUUAUUCUUCCAGACAUGAUUGGAGGGAAUGCCUAUUUGAACCACGAAGAUGGGAGUAGUGCUUUGCCUGAUCGGGAGCUCUAUAUCCGCUGGCUGGAACUGUCAGCUUUCAUGCCGUCCAUGCAGUUUUCUAUUCCGCCAUGGGAAUACGACAAUGAGGUGGUUGAAAUUGCUCGGAAAUACACAGCUCUUCACGAGAGCAUUGUUACACCACGAGUACUGGAGCUGGCUAGUGAGGUGUUGAACACUGGAGAUCCAAUCAUACGGCCCCUGUGGUGGAUUGCCACAGGUGAUGAGACUGCCUAUAAAAUUGACUCCCAAUUCCUCAUUGGCGAUGACCUAAUGGUAGCACCGGUACUGGAGCGCGGAAAGCAGGAACGUGAUAUAUACCUGCCUGCUGGCCGCUGGCGAAGCUACAAGGGGGAGAGAUUUGACAUAAAGGAGCCUCUACAUCUCACAGACUACCCUGUUGACCUGGAUGAAAUAGCUUAUUUUCUAUGGGUGUAAUUAGGGAGGGAGUCUAAAAAUGAACCAGCUUGAGUAACUCUUACAUCAAUGUCCUUGUGAAAACAAGCUUAACAUAUUUUCUUUUGUGCUUUACUAUUAGAAAUCCAUAAAAGAGACUGUAAUACAAUCUAAUUGAAAAACGUAUGUGAAACAGAAUAGGAAGACUUUUUAAAACAUUUAAAACUGUUGAAAUUGGUAGGUACAGUCCUCCAUAAAUGUUCAAGUGGGAUUUUUUUUUUCUCAACAAAUCUUAGUUUUUAACCAAAUGGCAUUGUUUUUGUUUUCAUUAUUUUAUUUUAUUUUAUUUUGUUUUAUUUUGUGCAGUCCAAGUUAUUUCCGGGACACUGUUUUAUGCUUGAGCUCGUAUGAAGGCCUGUUUAAAUCACAGGCCUCAAACUGGUUCAAAAAAGGGCCAAAAGGUUUCACGUUUUCAGUGCAAUGGAAGACUCCAAGGUGACUUAUUUUAUUAAAAACCAACACCACUUUGCACAGACGGGAGGAGUUAAUUACUGAAAUCUCCUGUUGAUGUAGUGUAGUUGGUAAAAUAAAUGAAAACCUACACCCUC